Aspergillus aculeatus ATCC 16872 is the source of this 3604-nucleotide messenger RNA. RefSeq names its product putative DNA repair protein (Tof1) (gene tof1). Bases 18 to 3500 code for a protein of 1160 amino acids. Gene Ontology annotation, biological process: DNA repair; DNA replication checkpoint signaling; replication fork arrest. The record is from RefSeq and is a predicted model, not a curated record. NCBI's taxonomy places the organism in Eukaryota, Fungi, Ascomycota, Eurotiomycetes, Eurotiales, Aspergillaceae. Gene Ontology annotation, cellular component: replication fork protection complex. Gene Ontology annotation, molecular function: DNA binding. The transcript is spliced from 4 exons.
CAGCAUCAUCGACCAAUAUGGAGGUCGAAGAGCCAGCGCUCGCGGUGACCGAGUCCACCGUGGUGGAUCCGGAAGUUCGAGCCCAUGUCUACAGCCUUGUCACCGCGCUCGGGGGCUUCAACGGAGAUGAAGCGGACAAGUACGUCCUGGGUGACGAUGCAUUGGCAUGCUUGCGGGAUAUCAAGCGCUGGCUGAAACUCUACGACGAGAAGUACAACCGCAUGGACGUUGCGCGAUGCCUGGGAGAAGCGAACCUGGUCAACGGAGACCUGCUACCGAUCUUGUCGACGUUUGCGAACAGCACCAAGCAGACCAAAUAUAUGUCUCGGAUCGCCUUGGCGUGUUUGGAAAUCUUGGUGCCUCUGACUUGGCCAUUGGAGAUGCAAGGUGAAAUGACGGCCGACAACUUCAAACACAUCCCGUACCUACAACAUUCGCAUGUCGCAUAUAAGCGGGGGAUUCUUAGCCAUACCAGCACGGGCUAUCUCCGCACGAUCAUCCGCAUCGGCCUUCCGAGCAUGGCAACCCCGCGAUCCGAACGCGCCACUCGCGAUGAGGGUAUUCUCAAGUUGAUGCUCUUCUUCCUGCGCAAUAUUGCCCUGAUUACCCCGAACACUCGCCUGGCAGCUGAAGGGGACGAGGAGGAAACGUCCCGCUCGGCAACCAUCAAUGCCUUUCAGGAUCAGGACGUAUUCGCGCUCCUCCUCACCAUGUGCUCCAAUGUGGGAGACGACUUCAACCUUCAAGACGUGGCUCUCCUGGAGAUCUUGUUCUAUCUAGUCAGAGGUGUCGACGUCGAGAAGCUAUUCAUGAACAACACCCAACGAACCGCGGAGCGGACCGACGAGCUCGAUGACCUGUUACGGAAGGAGUCGUCGCUGCGGAGAGAAUAUGCGAAGAAUGCACCCACGCGGCACGGUCGAUUCGGGACCAUGAUCUGGGUGAAGCGUGACGACGCCAAAUACUCCACAGUGUCCGGGCAGAGUGUCCUCAAAGAUGACCAGACGACCUUCCAGAAGAUGGAUGACAGCAAGAAGUGGAACAAGCCUCAAUUCCGCCGGAAGGUGCAGGAUUUGACCACGUACAACGACUUCAACACUCCUGUGCUCCUCAACUCCGCGGCGUCUGAGAACCUCCGGAAGUUCGUGGAAGAGUUCCUGGAUUCAGGGUUCAACCCUUUGUUCACACACGUGCGCAAAGCAAUCGAACGGGAAGCGGAUCGGGUGGUCGACAUCAACAGCCGUCAGUUCUUCUACACCGUGUCCUGGUUUCUGCAGGCGGAACGGGCACGACGUGCACUUCAGCGGGAGAAACGGGCGCAAAGCGAGAAGCCUGGGAAGGAGACCGAGCCGGAUAGCUUCGGUCUGGUUGCCGGUGUGCUGGACCAGGAAACGUUCGUCUUCCUGAACAGAGCCAUGCAGUAUGCUGUCGACAGCAAGGACUGGCAAGAUCUCAUCGCCGAGAUGCGCUGUUUUACGCAGAUUCUGUUGACGAUCCAGGACAUGGUCCAAUCGCCACUUGAGGAGGACCAAGAUAUUGCCGAAAAUAUCCAGAAUCGGAUCUUUUACGAGGAGACCACGCAUGAUCGCGUGAUCGCUAUUGUUCGCGGUUAUGCCGAUCAAGGAUUCGGCUACCUGAAUGCAUGCACCGAGCUUACCCAUGUUUUCUUACGUAUGCUGGAACGCUACAGCAAAGAGAAUGUCGACAUGCAGGUGCGGUCUCGGCGGCGUGCCAGACGUAAGCAGAAGGAAACCGAGGGGAUCAUUGAGGGAGAAAACGACGAAGAGCACGGAUCCGAGGAUGAGGAUAUGAUGGAGGCGGAAAGGAUGUCGAAGGAGCGCAGCUUCGACUUCAGGCGUUUCGCCGCCAAAUUCUGCAACCAGAAAUGCGUCGACACUUUCAUCAACUUCACCAAGCAUUAUAGAGAGCUCAACACGGAGCAAUUGAAACGUGCCCACCGGUAUUUCUACCGAAUUGCCUUCAAGCAGGAGAUGAGCGUCUUGCUAUUCCGUCUCGACAUCAUUAAUCUUUUUUACCGCAUGAUCAAGGGGCCCGGAGCCUUGGAUUCAAGCAAGCCAAUUUUCAAAGACUGGGAAGAAUUAGUCCGUCAAAUCAUCCGGAAACUGACCAAGAAACUGGAACAGCGCCCUGCGCUGUUCGUCGAGCUACUCUUCAGCAAGAUCAACGCGACCACCUAUUAUCUUGAAUAUGGACACGAGCGGCAGACGCUUCCGACCAUCCGGAGAGCCCCAGCUGAGCUGGAGAUCGAUCCCAAACAAGCGAAUACCAUCGAGGAGAAGCUGAGCAUCAUGGUGCCUGCCUUGGUUCUAGAUGGGGAUGCGGAACUCGUCAAGUGGGUGAGCGAAGUUCUGGGGUCGGCCGUAGAGGAACGAGAUGCCUGGGAAGAGCAGGAGAAGGCCCUCCGCGAAGCAGGUGCAGAGAGCGCGAGGAUUCCCAACCCAAUGAUAUCUGUCAAACCUCGAGACGAGACAUGCCAGAACGCCAUGUUCUCGAACGCCAAGCUUCGUCUCUUGAUGACGCUCGUCAAAUUCGAGCGACUUGGUGUGGAAGACGUGGCGGGAGCCUCUUGGGUGAUCCCCUCGACUGCAACGGCGCAAUAUCUGCGAGAGAUGAAGUCAUUCAUUGACAAGUAUCUCGCCAAAGCGGAGAGGGGAAAUCUCGGACGUGACCCGCGCGAACUGAUCCGCCGCAAAUACGGUCCCAAGAAGAACACGAACCAGUCCGAGGCCCACGACGGCAUCAAUUUCGGGUCGGAUUCGGAGGGCGAAGAUGAAGUACCCGACGGGUUCUUGUUUCCGGCGAAUCCGCGGUCGAAGGCGAAUGCGCUCUUGGAGCUGAAGCAGAAGCGUAAGAAGCGCAAGCAGAAUGAUGACGAUGAAAGUAAGCCCCUCGAUGAGGCAACCCUCGAGGAGCGGCGCCGCGCCCGCGAGGAGAAUGCUCGAGCUCGCAUCGCGAAGAUCAAGAGUGAUCUCUACGUACAUGCCAGUGACGAGGAGACGGACGAUGAGGCAGACGAGAAGUUCUUCCGCCUGGAGGAACAGCGACGCAAGGCGCAGGCCGACCGCAUCAAACAGGCCAUGCUCCAUGGGGUUCCUCCAGAAGCGCUGGACGGCACCGGGAAAAAGGGGCAAGGCAAGCGCCAGAACAAGCGACAGCGGAGAGUCAGUCAGACUGACGGAGCAGACGAGGACGAUGAUAUCAUCAUGGGGGGCACGGGGGAUUUGUCGCCGGAGUCGCCACAGGACGACAUGCCCCGGGAUGAACUGGACGAUCUCCUGGAUUUUGAUGACGACCUCGCGUUCAGUCGUAACCGCGAGGACCUGUUAGGACCUUCUCGCGACGAUGAAGCCUCACAUACUAGCGAACCCGAGGUAGAAGGCGGCGCACAGGAUGAGGAGGAUGAAGACGCACCGAUCGUUGCAGCUACUUCACGCCGGCGGAUGCGCGCUGGAUUUGUGGUCGACAGCGAUUCGGAGUGAGAUGGUCUACAUGUAGCUUAAUGAUAUGAUGAGCGGGAGAUCUGGGGGCUGGCGAAGCUUUGUGUUGAACAUGGAAGCCAGCCCUCCAGCCACCUGUAAAAAAU